Messenger RNA from Haemonchus placei, 916 nucleotides. The record is from the annotation of a GenBank genome assembly. Lineage: Eukaryota; Metazoa; Nematoda; Chromadorea; Rhabditida; Trichostrongylidae.
GGAUUCCGAGCUGAAUGGAAUGCUGGUAAUGUCACUUCAUUAAGUUUUCAGGUUUUUCAAAAUUCAUUCCGUGUUUCCAGAGUGCGGAGCAGUAUUCCGUUUGAGUCAUGGAGUGAUCUCGUCUCCAAAUUAUCCUAACCAUUACCCGAAUCUGAAUGCACAGUGCGAGUAUCUAAUCGCUCCAGAAGGAGAGGCAGCAAAAGCUGUGAUUGCCCUGAAGCUGCUCGAUUUCGAUCUCUCAGAUUCAAAAAUGGAUUACUCACGUUAUCCAUGCCCUACCGAUUAUUUGGAAGUACGUGAUGUCAACAAUAAUCGAGUAAUGGCCACGUAUUGCGGUGGUGACUCGAUCAGCGAAGAACCGCUAGCCAUCAAGGGUGCCGUUGGCCUGACAUUCGUUACCAAUCAAUCUUACAUUCAUGGAUCAAAGAAGAUAGAACGAGGCUUCCAAAUCAGCUAUUCCAUUGAGCGCUGUGGUGGAGACAUUGAGUUAUCUGAAGAUUCUGGUUACAUUACUACAAUCUCAUCACCGGCAUUCCCACUUGACUACGCUCACGAUUUGGACUGUGUAUGGAAUGUCUCUGCACCAGAAGGACGGGUGCUAUCCAUCAAGUACGAGUACAUGGACCUUGAAGCUUCGAGCGAAUGUGUCAUGGAUUUCAUCGAGUUGAUUGACGGAGUCGAUCUCAACGGAACCAGUCUCGGAAAAGUUUGCGGUGGCAAAGCUCAGAUGCCAGCAGGAAGAUUGUACACGAAGUCCAAUAACCUCAUAGUGAACUUCGUUACUGAUCGAACAAUGAGCAGUGGUGGAUUCAAGCUGGUUGUUAUAGCUACCUUAGGUAUUGUCGUCAUUUCUUCCAUCAGUUACUAUAAUCGUGAAAAACAACAAAAAAAUCAAAAUGCCCCGAAACAAUCCUAA